Molecule: messenger RNA, 2946 nt
Organism: Perca fluviatilis (European perch)
Lineage: Eukaryota; Metazoa; Chordata; Actinopteri; Perciformes; Percidae
Gene: acsf3
Product: acyl-CoA synthetase family member 3
Exons: 10
Coding region: 122-1924 (600 amino acids)
Biological process (GO): fatty acid metabolic process
Molecular function (GO): medium-chain fatty acid-CoA ligase activity
Source: RefSeq, a predicted model, not a curated record
UGGAUUGUUCUGAGGCAGGAACCAUUUAAUUUGUUUCAUGCCGGAAGAGUAAUGCCGUUGCGCCGUCCUUCACUACAAGACGUACCGGUUAUGUUUUGGGCAAGAGGUCUGAUACUAGCGGAUGCAAGAGGUUCUGACUGUGGAAGGUCUGAACACCUCAAACAUGCUGUCAGGACUGGUUUCUGCUGCCUGCCUCUCUCUGAAGUGGCCUCACUGGAAAGCAACUCUUCACAGAAUGUAUAGCCCAUCAAAGCCAGGGCAAUGGCUACUUGGAACUGUGGUUCAAAGAGGGGCUCAUAGAUGGUCUACAGCACCAUCAUCAAGGAUAAACCACAAGCCAGUGUUUACCAGGGCUCCAGCAUUUGGAGAUAAGCUUGCUAUCAUAGACAACAGUGGCAGCCACAGCUACAAGCAGCUGUAUUGCAGCAGCUUAGGACUUGCAGGUAGAAUCAGCACCGCUCUCAACUCUGACUUUGGGCGUCUAAAAGGAAAACGAAUCUCCUUCCUGUGUGCUAAUGAUGCUUCUUAUACAGUGGCACAGUGGGCGGCUUGGAUGAGUGGUGCGAUGGCGGUGCCCCUCUACCGAAAACACCCUGAAUCUGAGAUGGAAUACAUCAUCUCUGACUCCCAGAGUUCACUGCUGGUGGCCGGGCAUCUCUAUGCUGAAACCCUUGAGCCACUAGCACAGAGAUUGGGGCUGCCCUGCCUGACACUGCCCCCUACUUCUAACCUGGGCACUUUAGAUGGGGCAGACACCCAAGAGAGUGAGACAGGAGACUUCACGGACUGGGCGGAUCGACCAGCUAUGAUUAUCUACACCAGUGGUACCACAGGGAGACCCAAGGGAGUUCUACAUACACACAGCAGCAUCCAAGCCAUGGUCCAGUGUCUGGUUUCAGAGUGGGCGUGGUCCAGAGAUGACGUCAUCCUCCACACCUUGCCCCUCCACCACGUGCAUGGCAUUGUUAACAAGCUGCUGUGCCCACUCUGGGUGGGCGCCACCUGCGUCAUGCUGCCUGAAUUCCAUCCUCAGAAGGUGUGGGAGAUGCUGUUGAGCUCCGAGGCUCCCCUGGUUAAUGUGUUCAUGGCCGUGCCAACUAUCUACUCUAAGCUGAUCCAGUACUAUGAUCAGCACUUCACACAGCCUCACGUCAAGGACUUUGUCAAAGCAGUCUGCAAAGAGAGGAUCAGGCUGAUGGUUUCGGGCUCGGCUGCUCUCCCUCUUCCCACUCUGCAGCGCUGGGAGGAGAUUACAGGACACACACUGCUGGAACGCUACGGCAUGACAGAGAUCGGAAUGGCACUGUCCAACCCUCUCAAGGGCCCACGCAUCCCAGGGGCUGUAGGGUUGCCUCUUCCCGGUGUCGAAGUCCAGAUUGUCAUGAGUACCACAACCAACACCACCAUUGUGGAGGGCAAUCACCGCGAAACUCAGGUACGUCAAGGUCUGGAGGGGAAAGAAGGGGAGCUCCUGGUUCGAGGUCCAUCCGUCUUUCAGGAGUACUGGAACAAACCUCAAGAGACCAGAGAGUCUUUCUCUGAUGACGGCUGGUUCAAAACAGGUGACACCGCGGUCUAUAAAGACGGUGUGUAUUGGAUUAAGGGCCGCAGCAGUGUUGACAUCAUCAAGAGUGGUGGCUACAAGAUCAGUGCACUCGAGGUGGAGCGUCACCUACUGGCUCAUCCAGAAAUCAUAGAUGUGGCUGUGAUAGGGGCCCCAGAUGCCACUUGGGGUCAGAAAGUCACCGCAGUGGUGCAGCUGAAGAAAGGGCAGAGUAUGACCCUGCCAGAGUUGAAGACCUGGGCAAGGGAGCACAUGGUGCCCUACACCAUCCCCACAGGCCUGGUGCUGGUGGAGGAGAUGCCAAGGAAUCAGAUGGGUAAGGUCAACAAGAAGGACCUCCUGCGACACUUCUUCCCAUGACUGGACCCCCUCGAUAUGUAUGACAACGUACAGUUUCCUGGUUAAAGAACUUCAGAUGUCCUGGCUGUCCCCAUCUGGUCCUUAGAUCAGAUAAACUUCACAGACAAAUGUACAGAGGAAAUACAAAUUAACGGAAAAUGACUUAACCUCUGACUUAAUCACAACUAUGAGCGCUGCAACAAAAGUAAUUCUAUUACAUUGAAUGCCAAUUAUGCCAAGCAUUGUUAGCCAGUUACGGUGUAAGAGAGGUCUGGAAAUCGUUACUUGAUAUGUAAUUUAUUGAGGCAAAAUGAACAAGAGGACACAAAAUGUGUGUCCAAAUUGCAACUGAGUUUAAGAAAAAGUCAAAAUUAUUUGAAGUUGCAUUAAUAAAAAAGUGCUUAGAAUUUAAACUAACCAACAUGGAUGUGACAGACAUAUCAUUUCUAAGACACUGUCAAGUACACUGUUAAUUGGUAUGCAACCUAAUAUGACCCACUUUUUUAGGGUUUGCAGUUGUAGUAGUGUCCCAGUUCCAUAAUACAAUACUGUUAUAUUUUAAUUAUGAUUAUGAAUUAUAAGCAGAUUUAGAGUAUUUACUUUUGUAUGUUCAAACUGGAAACAUGACAAAAGUAAGUAUGCUCAAAAACUUUAUUUUUAACUGGCUUUUGGUGCAGUUUGUUGAUUUCUUGAAUAUUAACUGCAAAAACAGUGUACUAUAAAGAUUAAUAUAUAGUACAAAAAUACUUAAACACAGCGAUACCUAUUGGUGAAAGUGAUUUGAGCACUCAUACAUACUGGUAUCUGAUAUUUUGUUUGUGAAAAUUGUGUGAUCAAAGAAUACAAUAUUACUUUUGGUGGUCGAGUGGUGGUGUCUAGAAUCAUGGUUAAUUACACCUGCACUAAACAAAAUAACAAUGUGGCGAUCAGUGAGAAAACACUGUUAAUAUGAGGUCCUUGGCAUUGUACACACACUGGUACACUUGAAAUAACAUAAUGUUUAUCUGAAAAUUAAAAAGUUUUAUAAAAUACUUUUGCAUGAA